CAUUACACAUUGGAAGUUGAAAAGUGCGUUGUUGUGCUAGAAAUUUUUUAUACGCUCUAAUUUUAAAUUUAUAUUAGGAAAAACCAAUUCGAAUUGCAUUCAUAAUCAAGAUAAAAGUGAAUCUAUUUAUGAUUGUGGAACAAAUAAAAUAUAAAAAAUAAUAAAAAUAUAAUUUAAACUAGAAUAAUUAUAAUGAAUGUAUAUAUGUACAAGCAGAACUGCAAUCGUAUGAUUCGAACAAAGCAAUAAUAAACUUCGAAGAGUAUAUGAAAAAAGAAAACAAAAUCUUUGAAAUUAUGGAGUAAUAUUGCGUAUUGUGAUAGUUGCCUUAAAAAGUCUAUAUAUUAAUCUUCGAUAAAUUGGUGAUAUUUUUAACUCCAUUCGGUUGUUGUAUAUCAGUUUAAAAAGGAAAAUUAACCAUUUGAAAAAGUUAUUGCAUAUAAGUCAUGAAAUAGAGCAAUGUAAAGAACAGAGGCAUAAUAGAAAAUCCAAACACAUCAGAGGAACUGGAAUAAAUAAAGACGAAAAUACGCACAUAAAGAUUCAAAAAACAAAAAAGCAAAAAAGCAAACAUACGCAGUGCUUGUGAACGGGAACGAGGUAAUGCAAACAACGAGCAAGUUUAUAAAACAAAAGUACUGAAAGAAGUGAAUAAAAACUACACAAAUUUAGAAAUCGACAAAAUUGUGACUUGACGAAAAUUGGUACAACAAAUAAAAUAAGUUUAUCGAGGAAGCUGAGAUUCGAUGUGAUUUCUUUAAUUUUUAAUCCAUCAUAUAUAUAUCAUCUGCUUAUAAUAAAAAAGGUUGAGCUGAAACAAUCGAGGUCUUUUGGUUUUGAAAACUUUGGAUUUUUAAUAAAGUUGUCUUUAAUCAAUCAUCAAUCAAAUUUCAGGGUCGAAUUUCAAUCAACAGCCAACAGCCUUUAUAUGAUUGCGAAGAGCAGCAAGAAUGUUACGCUGAUAGCCACCGCUUCCGUCACCGCCACCGGCAAAGCGCACAGCAACCACUCUUGAAAUCCUGACGUCGUCUUUUGUUUAAUCUCUUGCACUCUAUCACUGUUAAGACUUCUGUUAACUUCUUACCCAAGGAUUAACUUAUUAAUAAAUACGCAAGUAAUAACUUUUUGUAGCACUGCCAAUAGCUAGGGUCAAUACAUACACACAAACGUACAUUUCGCACAUAAACGACACCUAACGAAUAAAUUCACGAUGUUGUACGUGUUCCAUGUCGACAAGGGACGGAUGAUGUCCUUUGACAUGGCAGUGGCAUUGUCUUCGGUUGAGAACCUUAAGGAUACCAUUGAACGAAUGCACGGCAUACCGGCUAUAAAUAUUGUGCUCUUAGUAAGCGGUGGUGAGAUGUUGACACCGUCAACGCAGGUCUCUUAUUAUUCGGCUGGUACCGAUACGAAUCCAAUAUAUAUGUUUUUAACCGGAGACCCACGCACACCACCGCCAUUGCCGGCGAAUGAGCCAGAUCGGGAUUUGGGGGAACAAGUAGAGCGUUGCAAACAGUUGCCGCCCAUCUAUUCUUCCGUGGAGAAACGUGCACAAUUGGCACUAAAAAUGUAUGAGUAUGCCCGAGAUGAGGAGAACCUUUGCGAGCGUCUUGUGCACGAUCAACAUUUACAACAGCAGGGCUGGUACGCUGUUGUGGCCAACAUGGAAGAUCUGAUUGACGAGUUUCGGUUGCGAUUCACAAAUUUUUCAACUGCUUUCGAUCGACAUCUAGAAAAACGAGAUGGAUAUAUGGAGCUUUUGAAUAAAUUCACAGAUGAUUUAACCAUGUUGGGGCGAAUCCCCAUUUUGCCGGGUUUGAUGUCUAUGGCUGAGGAAGAUUUCCAUGGCUUCGAUGAUUUUCUUGAUGCGGACGAAGUAUUCUCGCGAUCUCAAUCAACACAGAAGUCGGUGCUAGUGGCAGGUGGCGUGCCUGCACAACAAACUGGGAAUACCGAGGAAUCGGAGACCCCAUCGGCUCACAGCGAUAAUACUCCCAUCGCCGAUGAGAAAAAUUCAAAGUCGCCAAUCAAGCAAGCUAAAAAGGGCACUGAAUUAGCAGAGGACACAACGAGCUCGGCGGUAGCAACCGUUAAUCCACAUAUUUCAUCUGGCAGCAGCUCACGUCCAACAUUAAAUCUCUUGCAGUGGAUUAUAUCCAAAGAGAAUCAAAAUAGACUACAUAUUAUGUGCGAGGAGUGCAUCCAAGGUCUAAGCGCAUUCGACAAAGAUAUUUACGCUCAACUGAAAAGCGAAAUGCAGCACAUUUUAAAACAAGCUGAACAGACCGAUGUCAGAGAGAUUAAGGGUCUCGGCGAUCGGCUAUGCAGGCUGGAGCAAUUGAGAUAUCAGAUCAAACGCUUUGUACAAGACCAAAAGGUAUUGUCUACCGCUUUCCAACAAAAUCAAAGUCGGGCCAACGAUUUGAAUGAUCCAUCAAUAUUGCCAGAUCUAUGUGCCUCGCAUCAGUCUCAGCUAGCGGUUAUGGUUACAAACCAUCAAAAAGUUCGUGAAAUUCGUCGCAUGGUUUCCAAAGCUAAAGAUGAGCUUGGCUUAAAUCUGCACAUGCGACUGACUCGCAUUGUGCAUGUAGAGAAUAGCAUGAGUGAGUUUGAUAACCGUCUACUAUUCUACCUUCGUUGUCUACGUCGUGCAGAACGACAUCUACAGAUAAUCGAACAAAUUCACCAGGCGCCUUGCAUGUAUGUGGCCGCAGUUACAGAGGUGGUCCGACGUAAAAUGUUUUCCGGUGAGUUCCGCAUUUGGGCCACUAAACUUGCAGAAGACUUAGAAAUAAUCCACAACGAAGAAAUAAAGAGACGACAACAGUUCAACGAAACUUUUGACGGCCAUUUCUUGAGCAAAUUAUUUCCCGGUAUGAACGACAUGCCGCCUGCAUUCGCCAAUGAAUCACCAACAAUCUUCGAUGCGCGAUUGCCUAAUAUCACCAAAUCAGACAUCGAUAUGCUGUCAUCAUAUCUGCCAGAUAUGGUACCAAGGAUAUUGUUACCCGAUAUGGGACCUGUGAUAAAUUUUUUUGUCUCACGUUCGGGUCCCCAUCAGAAGGAGCGAAUGGAGGAAUUGGUGAGCCAGCAAGUGGUGUCUGUUCUUGGUACAUCGGCUGAAGUGGAGGCAGAGGAGGAAGAGGAUACAAAUGCAUUGAGUGCUGGUGAAAAGCCGCCGGUGUCCCAAAGACUCGGAGAAUUGCAGAAGAUCGGCGAUGGCUGUGAAGGAUCCGAAACAGAUACGGAAAAUGAAUUCGAAAAGGUGACAGCAACACAAUCAACUGCACCAACGCUUAUCACGACAGCAACAUCUACAAUAACCGUAGAGACAAUCGCACGCAGUGCUGCCACUUCUUUGUUACUAACGCAAAACGCCGAAACGCUUACAGACGAGUCGGAAUCGUCCGCCCGUGCCGAGGUAGAGCGUUUGCGUGGCAUACUAAGCGCUAUGUAUAAGCUAUCUUCAGAGUGUAUACGUUUGUCACGAGCUGAUUUGGAACACUGCCGCACAGGAGUUGCAUCAUAUCGCGAGGACUUGCAAUCCGAACUGCAAAUGCUUCAUGAUCAAUGGAAUCUGAUACGCAUGCAAAGUGAGCAGCGUGAACAAUUAUUGCUCCAAACACAAGAGUUGCUAAAUGAAACGGCGCAGCAGCGUGAAUAUGAACUUGCCGCUUUGCGACAAAAACUUUGCGAAGCGGAGCAGUUACAGCCUCAGUUGGAGGAUUUGAAUGAAAAACUCUCUUCGGCUGAACUGGAAAAGGAACGUGCAGUGGCGUCAGCUCGCGAAGAACUCUUGCACGAGCAUAAAUCUGAAAUAGAAUCGCUGCGCUGCCGUUAUAAACUCAUGACCUCCAUGGAGCUUUCGCCGUCCGAAACGAGUCUCGAAAAGUUGGAACGUCCGCCACCCAACAUAGAGCAGAACACAAUCGAUCGUAGUGAACACGAGUUAAUUAUCGCCCAAUUACGUGCCUCAUUCGAAACUGAAAAGGAGAAGGCCAUCGCUGCCGCUUUAGAUGUGGAACGUGCCAUUUGGCAAACAAAAUUCAGCCUAAACUCAGAAUCCGUGAUUGGCAAUGUGAACAUAUUAAAAGAGAUGCUCGAGGAGAAAGACCGACAGUUGGAUCUGGUGCGUAAGCAGAAUCUUUUGUUAACUAAAGAGAUCUAUCAGCUAAAACUGCGCUUUGAUUCGCUCACGAAUGAAGAAGGAAAUAGCUGGCUUAAAGAAAAAAUAGAGUACUUGGAUCGCGAUAAAAAGCGCUUGGAGAAGGAGCUAAUCAUUGAGAAGGAGCGGUCGAAGCGCUUGGAAAUGGAAACCUCUUUCGCUGCCUUAAAGGCUUCUAGUUCUAGUCAUAAAUAUUUGCUGUUAGACUCUUGCAAUAAAGGUGAUGUGGUUUUCGUCGUGUGGAGCAUGCGUCACAAUCAAUAUAUGGUAGUGCAGGACUCUCCAAUUCUAUACUUCGUCCAUGGAGACUGCCUGUCAGCUAUGAAUUUGCGCAUGCCGGUCACACCUUCACCAAGCGAAAGUACAAUAUUGGAAAAUAUGCUCCUACCGGUGCCUUACUACGCAAUUGGGCGUGUCAUCGAUAGAGAGUUCUGUCAGGCUAAGAAGGAUGAAAACCGCUAUCGUGUUUCCAAAGGCACAAAGUUCUAUCGCAUAAAGCUCGUGCCAUUGUCGAGCAUGCAACAUUUGGCCGGUCGUCGGGAAAAAAUCGACACAUCUUUAUGUGCGUCUACGUCCACUUCGUUUUCACAAUGUGACCCGAGCACUGACAACGAAUCCACUGCAUUGCUGCCCAGCGGUUGUAAAGCGCUCGUACCGGUGAUCGGCUGUAACCAAGCCUCGCCAACUCUGCGUCAACCUCAGUUUUCGCCCAAUAUCAGCACGAUUGAUGAGAUCAUUACUGCGACAACGACAACGACAACAACAGCAAUAAAAGAUGUGGUUGAUUUCACCACACCAGUUACCAAAACCGAAGCUACUUCAGAAGCAGUAAUCAAAGCAAUACCCGUGGAUGAUGGCGAUAAUCCAGUUGCGGGUGAAACGGGUGAACGAUGUCGCUACACUAGCUUUAGUAUAGAAGAUGAUACAGAAGAUUUACCAACCUUAACCAGCACACCAACGUCUAUGAGAUCUAUGCCUUCUCAACAAUUAACGCUACAGACUGUGAUAACAGAGCAACCGACGUCAUCGGGCAAACAAAAUGUUAUACCAAUAAUAACGGACCCUUGUAUAGAGGCUGCAGACGUUAGCGGUUGCUCGGCUGAUUUAAAGAAUGCAUCCUUUGCCACCGCCUGCAGCGAAGAUUCGGAUGAAUAUCGCUCUUUGGAACACAAGGAUGAUGCAGACUUUGCCGUUUCUGAAUAGUGAUUCUUUAUUCUUAAUGCCGAUAAUAACGUAAAUUAUACGUUUGUUACACAUAUG
Messenger RNA from Zeugodacus cucurbitae (melon fly), 5425 nucleotides. It is a transcript of the gene Atg17, whose product is annotated as RB1-inducible coiled-coil protein 1. The record is from RefSeq and is a predicted model, not a curated record. Gene Ontology annotation, molecular function: molecular adaptor activity; protein kinase binding. Gene Ontology annotation, biological process: reticulophagy; piecemeal microautophagy of the nucleus; glycophagy. Lineage: Eukaryota; Metazoa; Arthropoda; Insecta; Diptera; Tephritidae. The transcript is spliced from 6 exons. Gene Ontology annotation, cellular component: Atg1/ULK1 kinase complex; extrinsic component of membrane; phagophore assembly site membrane. The coding region runs from base 1211 to 5368 and encodes 1385 amino acids.